Molecule: messenger RNA, 390 nt
Organism: Nezara viridula (southern green stink bug)
Lineage: Eukaryota; Metazoa; Arthropoda; Insecta; Hemiptera; Pentatomidae
Source: the annotation of a GenBank genome assembly
AUGUCCGCUGUGGCAUUACGAAAAGUUCUAUUAGAUGCUAAAAUUAAAAACUUUACCAUUCGUUCAAAUAAGGACGAAACCAAAUUGUAUUUGAACCUCAAACCUGACUACGAAGCUGCAAUACAUGUUCUAAAUGUCAGCGAUGAAAUUGAUUUUCACACCUACUCCCCAAGCGGAUCAAGGCCGCUUAAUAAAUUUAUCAUCAAAGGUCUGGACCUUGACCAUGACCUUGAUUCAAUUACAGAAACCCUCCAAGCCCGCUUACCCGGACUCAAAUCUGUAUGGAGGAUGAAAAAGACCGACGCAGAUGGCUUCAAAAUAGAACUGCCACAUAUCAUAGUCACGACAGACCCUGACACUACCAUUGACAACCUCAAAGCAGUUGUAUGA